Striga asiatica is the source of this 1124-nucleotide messenger RNA. NCBI's taxonomy places the organism in Eukaryota, Viridiplantae, Streptophyta, Magnoliopsida, Lamiales, Orobanchaceae. The record is from the annotation of a GenBank genome assembly.
AUGGCGAAGCCUUUGCAGGUUGAAAUUCACAAUCCCAAUGGAAAAUACAGAGUCAUCAGCACCAAACCCAUGCCUGGGACCCGUUGGAUUAACCUCUUGAUUCAACAAGAUUGUCGUCUCGAAUUGACUGAAGAUUGGGGGGAGACAUUGUUUUCUGCCUUGAGCAAGGCAGGAGGGAAAGCUUUCAGCAAUAUGGCUGUUGGGUACAAUAAUGUUGAUGUGAAUGCUGCUAAUAAGUUUGGUGUUGCUGUUGGGAAUACACCUGGAGUACUCACAGAGACUACAGCUGAGCUGGCAGCUUCACUUUCUUUAGCGGCAGCAAGAAGAAUUGUUGAAGCCGAUGUGUUUAUGAGGGCUGGCUUAUAUGAUGGAUGGCUUCCUCAUCUGUUUGUUGGGAACUUACUCAAAGGACAAACAGUCGGUGUGAUUGGAGCAGGUCGAAUCGGAUCUGCUUAUGCUAGAAUGAUGGUAAUAAAACUUCACACUCUGAGUUUAACUUAUGGACAAUUCUUGAAAGCCAAUGGCGAACAACACGUCACAUGGAAAAGGGCCUCGACAAUGGAGGAGGUACUUCGAGAAGCUGAUGUGGAAGCCAUCCUUGUGAACUGCAGUAGGGGACCUGUAAUCGACGAGGUUGCUCUAGUCGAGCAUUUGAAAGCGAAUCCUAUGUUUCGAGUUGGUCUUGAUGUUUUUGAGGAUGAGCCGUACAUGAAACCCGGGCUUGCAGAUAUGAAGAAUGCUGUUGUUGUGCCUCACAUAGCAUCUGCUUCGAAGUGGACACGUGAAGGAAUGGCAACAUUGGCUGCACUGAAUGUCCUGGGAAAAAUAAAAGGAUAUCCGAUUUGGGCCGACCCUAACCGAGUAGACCCAUUCUUGGAUGAAAAGACUCCUCCACCGGCCGCUUGCCCGAGCAUUGUUAACUUGAAAGCUUUAGGCUUGCCUGUUUCGAAGCUGUAACUGUACAUAUACUUGUUGUGAACUUCUCAUUCUUCUCUCGAGGAAGUUUGAGGAUACACUGAGUCAGCUUAUUGUAAUUUUCCAUUGAUGAGAGACGGUGAAAACUGAAUAUAGUUUGUAUUUACAUCUAUACUUUCUUAUGCUAUUGCAUGAAUGAGAGUCGGUAA